AUGUCUGACUUCAAUGCCAUUGCCGAGCAGUUCGUCCAAUUCUACUACCAGACUUUUGACACCAACCGCGGUGCUCUUCUGCCGCUCUACCGCGAUGGUUCAAUGCUCACCUUCGAGACCAGCUCGGUCAUGGGUGGUAACGCAAUCGUUGAGAAGCUGAUGACCCUGCCUUUCCAGAAAGUCCGACACGAGCUUGCGACUUUGAACGCACAACCUACCCACGGUGAGGGUAUCAUUGUGCUUGUGACCGGUGCUCUCCUGGUUGAUGAGGAGCAACGUCCCAUGAACUACACCCAGUGCUUCAAGCUCAUGCCUGAGAACGGCAGCUACUACGUCCUGAACGAUGUCUUCCGUCUGGUUCUGGGUUAA
Messenger RNA from Penicillium angulare, 369 nucleotides. Its product is annotated as nuclear transport factor 2 family protein. The coding region runs from base 1 to 369 and encodes 122 amino acids. NCBI's taxonomy places the organism in Eukaryota, Fungi, Ascomycota, Eurotiomycetes, Eurotiales, Aspergillaceae. Gene Ontology annotation, biological process: protein import into nucleus. The record is from RefSeq and is a predicted model, not a curated record. Gene Ontology annotation, cellular component: nuclear pore central transport channel. The transcript has 6 exons.